Molecule: messenger RNA, 2273 nt
Organism: Onthophagus taurus
Lineage: Eukaryota; Metazoa; Arthropoda; Insecta; Coleoptera; Scarabaeidae
Gene: Pink1
Product: PTEN-induced putative kinase 1
Biological process (GO): regulation of apoptotic process; autophagy of mitochondrion; protein phosphorylation
Cellular component (GO): mitochondrion
Molecular function (GO): ATP binding; protein serine/threonine kinase activity
Source: RefSeq, a predicted model, not a curated record
GGUAUUUAAAUUUGGGUUUAUUCACAAAUUGUUAUUAAAAUUUAAAUUAAGUUCUUCGAAAACGUUUCCAGAGCCAUGAAGAGAGGGUAAAAAUGAAUAAAUCAAAGGUGGUGUCCGAGCGUUGUCUCGUUAUUUUGGUAAGCUACGCACCUCAACGGACCGCUUUCAAGCGGAAAGAUGUCCUUACGAGCCCUCGGCACGAGUCUGUUUAGACAUGGUCAGACGGUGGUCCGAGGUAUAUGCAGGAGACACCUUAACACCGGCAUUGUGGAAGCUAGAGCCGUUCCAUCCGGUCCCUCAAGCCAAGCUGUCGUCCCUGCUAGGGUUAUCCCUAAAAAUUUCGCCCUAAGGAGUGUUGGAUUACAAGUUGGGCUUCAUGCCAGAAGGAUUCUUAUCGAUAAUGUACUUAAUCGAGUUACCAACAGUUUGGCAUCUGAAUUACGAAAGAAAGCUGCAAAAAGAAUUCUUUUCGGCGAUUCAGCUCCAUUUUUUGCAUUAGUGGGCGUAAGCUUAGCUUCGGGGACCGGAAUAAUAACAAAAGAGGAAGAAUUAGAAGGCGUUUGCUGGGAGAUACGCGAAGCUGUCUCAAAGAUAAAAUGGAAUUAUCACGACAUCGAUAUCGACGAAAAACGAUUCGAAAACGAUCCAAUCACUUUAAAAGACUUGGAUCUUGAUGAACCCAUCGCUAAAGGGGCUAACGCCGUUGUUUAUAAUGCAAGAAUUAAAAACGAAGGGAAUUGUUCCGAAAUUAAUGAUGAUAACGACGGUGAAAUGAUGGCAAAAUAUCCGUUAGCUUUGAAAAUGAUGUUUAAUUAUGAUAUUCAAAGUAGUGCAAUGGCUAUUUUGAGGGGAAUGUAUCGAGAAACUGUUCCAGCUAGGGUUUAUUAUACCAAUGUUGGGGUUUCUGAUUGGGAAAUUGAUUUAUCUACAAAUAAACGUCAUCUUCCACAACACCCAAAUAUUGUAGCAAUGUUCUCUGUAUUUACUGAUUACAUCCCAGAAUUACAACAAGCAAAAGGUCUUUAUCCAGCUGCUUUACCAAAACGGAUUUACCCCGAUGGAGAAGGUCGAAAUAUGUCCCUUUUUUUGUUGAUGAAACGUUAUAAUUGUAGUCUACAACAAUUUUUAUCUGUGUCUGAUGUUUCCACUCGUACUUCAAUAAUUUUACUCGCCCAAUUAUUGGAAGGAAUAGCUCAUUUAACGGCUCAUAACAUAGCUCAUCGCGAUUUAAAAACAGAUAACCUCCUUUUGGAUACCUCCGAACCUGACGCUCCCGUUUUGGUGAUAAGCGACUUUGGGUGUUGUUUAGCGGAUCGUACUCACGGUUUAUAUCUGCCUUAUACAUGUCAGGACGUGGAUAAAGGUGGAAAUGCUGCUUUGAUGGCGCCGGAAAUUGUAACUCAAACGCCGGGGACUUUUAGCGUUUUGAAUUAUACGAAAUCGGAUGUUUGGGCGGCUGGGACGAUCGCGUAUGAGAUUUUUGGCGGGAUUAAUCCAUUUUAUGGAGGCUUUGGGUUUGAAAAAUUAAAAAGUUGGAAUUAUAAGGAUGAGGAUUUACCGGAUUUACCGGAAAAUGUACCUGGAAUUAUUAAAAGUUUAGUUAAAAAUCUUUUAAUGCGCAAUCCAAAUAAGCGUUUAGAUCCUGAAAUAGCAAGUAAUGUGUGUCAAUUAUUUUUAUGGGCUCCAAGUAGCUGGAUGAAAUCAGGACGGACUAAAAUACCAACAAGUGCUGAGAUUUUAGAAUGGUUAUUAUGUAUGACAACGAAAGUUUUGUGUGAGGGUCGAUGUAAUUCUCCACUAAACAAAACCGUCCCUCAAGAAACGAGCGCUAUUUAUAAAGUUGGAAGGCGAACUUAUCCCGAGUACUUAUUAAUUUCGAGCUUUUUAUGUAGAGCUAAACUUUCUAAUAUCAAAUCUGCUUUAUCCUGGAUACAGAAUAAUGUUUGAUUUGAAACAGUUAAUAAAUUUGAAAGUAAUAAAAUUGUAAGUUAAAGGAUUUAAUUUUGUAAUAAACAAAAUUAUCUUGUUUAAUAAUUACAUUAUUAAUUUUGUUUCUUAAGUGUUUAAUUUAAUCGCAAGUUAUUUAAAAAUCUUAUUAUUAAGGUUAGAAGUUAAUUUCGUUGUACUGGAAGUGAUGUGAUAUGAAAAAGAUGGUUUAAAGUAUGUAAAUAAAUGAUUUUAAUCUUAUCAAAUAGAUUAUGAAAAAAGCAUCUAAAUAAUCUGUAUAUUUUUGGUUGAAGUUAAAAUAAAGUUUAUUUGUCUAAAAAAUUAAA